Messenger RNA from Linum trigynum, 1887 nucleotides. Lineage: Eukaryota; Viridiplantae; Streptophyta; Magnoliopsida; Malpighiales; Linaceae. The record is from the annotation of a GenBank genome assembly.
GACCCUUACAGUAAUACCUACAAUGAGGGAUGGCGCCAUCAUCCAAAUUUCUUAUGGAAUGGCAACAUCAACCCAAAGCCACCUGGCUUCCAGGCUCCUGCAACUAGUUUUCCAAACCAGAGGCAGGCAUACCAGCCUCGCCCGGGUCAAAUGCAGCAACAUCAACCACUUUAUCAGCCCAGAUAGGGGCAGGUUUUUCAGCAGCCCCCACAGCAACAGCAGCCUGGUGCAUCUCCAUCAGUCCCAGCACCAGGCUAUCACGUGUCAGAACUGAGGGAUCUAGUGACUACCUUGGCUAGCACUAGUACCCAAAAGUUCAAUAAAUUGGACCAUUCAUGGAAGUGGCUGCAUGCAAAUUCAUGGAGAUUGAAGCUGGCCAGAGAAACCAGCAGGCACUCUUGUAGGAUAUGGACACUAAGAUCGGGCACCUGGCAGAUGCCCUUGCUUCCAGACCGGCUGGCACACUUCCUGGCCAACCCCUGCCGAAUCCCAGAAAUCAUAAGGAGGGGUUGCAUGCCAUUAUGUUGAGAAAUGGGACUGUGACUGCGGAUGCACCGCAGAAGAGUGCCAAGAAGGUAACCCAAAUCACCCCAGAGCCGAAAGAAGACCUAGUGAUGGAAAAGGAGCUAGAGGCUCAAGCUCCAAAGCCACAACCAAUAGUGGCUAAAUAUAAGCCUAAGCUUUCUUUUCCCACCAGGAUGUACAAAGACAGGCUAGAGGCAGAGUUCGGAAAUUUCUUGUCCAUGCUUAGGAAGCUGAAUGUUCAAGUGCCCUUCAUGGAGGCACUAUCUCAGAUGCCUAAGUAUGUCAAGUUCCUGAAGGAGCUUCUCUCGAAGAAGCGGAGGCUGAGCGAGCUGGCCACUGUGGAGCUCAGCGAGGAGUGCUCGGUCAUUCUGCAGAACAAGCUUCCGCCGAAGCAGAAGGACCCAUGUAGUUUUACUAUCCCGUGCUCUAUUGGUAAAUUGCAUGUAGAGAGGUCCUUGGCGGAUCUAGGUGCUAGUAUUAAUGUGAUACCAUAUAAAUUGUUCAAGAAACUAGGCCUAGGUGAACCCAGUUCAACGAGGAUGAGUAUUCAAUUAGCUAACCGAUCUGUAGUCCAUCCUAGGGGCAUAGUGGAAGACCUUCUAGUUAAGGUUGGCAGAUUCUUUUAUCCUGUGGAUUUUGUUGUCUUGGACAUCAAUGAAGACGCAGAAGUGCCCCUUAUCCUGGGAAGGACUUUCCUGGCCACCUCCAAGGCUCUCAUAGAUGUACAUGAUGGGAGCUUAGUUUUGAGAGAUGGCGAGGAGCAGAUAACAUUUUCCAUUGCUAAUACUCUCCCCGUUUCAUCACCUUUGCAUGUUGUUUCCCACCAGGAUUACGAGUCUGUCGUGUAUCCUUCUGUGCCUCCCAUUUUGCAGGAUUCACCUCCCAUACCUUCGCCGCCACUCCCGUCCACCCCCUUCCCAAAAGAAAAAUCAAGGAGGAGUGGCGGCCGAAAAUGCAGGUAGCUAAGCCUGCUGAAAAGGAAGCGGGAAACCACUAUGAGUUGGUUCUAGCUCCUGAGCCUCGACUGCCUUAGUGUAACACCCUACCCUAUAAGUUUUGCCUAAUGAUAUUGUUCAUACAAUUGCAGCGGAAUCAAUCCCGGGUGUUACAUUAAUUACCAAAAAUUUACCCAAAGAAAAUUUCGACAUGAAUUACUCGCGUAAUGGGCUAACAGUUCUUGUAACUAAAACCUGCAAAAUAAUUUAUCUGAAUCCAUGCAUUCAAUGACAAACAUAUACUAACAACCAUAUACAUGGACUUUCAUAGCCAUAGUCACAGUUUCAUACUCCACAACUUCAUACCAUACUUAUACGUACCAUAAUCGUCAUAACUUACACAACCACAUAAAUAUAACAUAUCAUU